UCUGCUCUGUCGCCCAGGCUGGAGUGCAGGAAUGCAGUAGUGCGAUCUCAGCUCACUGAAGCCUCUGGCUCCCGGGUUCAGGCGAUUCUCGGGCCUCAGCCUCCCUAAGUAGCUGGGAUUACAGGCACCCGCCACCAAGUCAGGCUAAUUUUUUUCUUUUUUCUUUUCUUUUCUUAAGAGUUUCACCAUGUCGACCAGGCUGGCCUCGAAGUCCUGACCUCGUGAUCUGCUCACCUCAUCUUACUGGUUUUUCUAAAUCUGUUGGUUUGAGAAAAUUUUACAUAAGCUUUUUAUGGGUGGCGCUCCAAAUUGGCAUGGUGGAAACAGAGACGUUUCACUCCUGUCACUCCCAAUUCAGCAUCUGUGUACUUAAAUAAAGCAGUACUAUAUUAUAACAUACUUAAAGAUAAAUGUUAAAUAAGUGCAUUUAUCUCCUUAGGAAUAUCAGAUUUGAGAGAUAGCAUGAGGAGUUGGAAAAGAGGGGCAGGAUAAUUGACUAGUAGAUCUUCUUUCAUUUCCUCUUUGCUAGAGGCUGGCUUACUAGAGAAGGCUGAAAAGGGUAAAUAUGUGGGAAGAGUUGGUGUUUCCUUGACUGUAUUAAAAGGUGAUAAAGAUUUUCACUGGAGUGUUUGGUUGUUGAGACAGCUGUGAUUUUUAAAAGUAAAUUUUCUGGUUUCCCAAUUUUGUUUAUAUUAUCUGCAUGGAUAUUGUAUCUGAAGUGAAACUUUGUUUUUGUUUUUUUUUCUAUUUUGAAGGAAGAAAUGGAUAAUUUUUGCUGAAUUUCUUCCUUGUAGACCUAGUUCCAUUAUCACUUGUUAGUUCACUGUGCUCAAGUCCACUUCUGUGUUUAGAUUUAAAGCAAAUGCUUCAGAGGCUUGCUUCUUCCAUAACCCAUCUUUCUUUAAAUGGAUUAGUAGCUUAAUUCAGCUUGCUAAUAUUCAUGGCAUUAUCCCCACUAACUUUGCUGUUUAAAUCACUGCUUUAAAAAUGUCUUGAUUAACAUUAAAUAUUUUGUGCUUAGAGGUAUAAUAAACACUGUAGUUAAAGGAUUUUAAAUUGCAUGCACUUAUUUUGAGUAACAGAAAAGCACCUAGACACUAUAAGCUUAUUGUUUUCAGGAUACAUUGCAUUGAAAACAUUUCUGAGUUUUGGUACUGUUGUAGGUAAGUGUUACAAACCAAUGAAAUAAAAAUACCUGAGAAUUUUUCUUAUUCUGUAGGAUAAUUUAAUGACUUGGAAAAACCUUAAGGCCAUUCAUUCACUACUUAGUUCUGAGCAUUCUUCUCACAUAAUAGUUUAUCGUUUGGAAGGGUGUGAAGUGCAUAAGAACAGCCAAAGGAUGGCUUUUAGGAAACAUUUUGGGAUCAGUUGAAUCCUCUUGAAAUUAAAUCAACUGAAUGAUACUUUAAAAAGUUGAAUUUUCAUGCGUUAGAUCAUAUUUGGGUACUGAAAGUACUCUGAAGUACAUGUUGUUUUUGCACAUUGUAAUUAUAUUUAGGGCCAGGCACGGUGGCUCACUCCUGUAAUCCCACCCAGCACUUUGGGAGGCUGAGGCGGGCGGAUCACUUGAGGUUGGGAGUUCGAGACCAGUUUGACCAACAUGGAGAAACCCCGUCUCUACUAAAAAUACAAAAUUAGCUGGGCGUGGUGGCACAUGCCUCUACAUCUAGCUACUCUGGAGGCUGAGGCAGGAGAAUCUCUUGAACCUGAGAGGUGGAGGUUGCGGUGAGCCGAGAUCGCACCAUUGCACUCCAGCCUGGGCAACAAGAGCGAAACUCUGUCUCAAAAAAAAAAAAUUGUAUUUAAACUAAAACCACCAGUAAAGCAUAAAUACUUUAAAGUUCUUGUUGAGCAAGAUCACCGGGUUGACUCUUAAGGCUGGUAUUUAUUCAGCCAAGUGUUUGUUGAUCUUCUGAGUGUUUUAAAGGGUUUCAGCAGUUGACGAGACAAUGGGAAUGGAGGCAUUGCUUUAAUUUAAAAAGAAGAAGAAAAAGUUGUUCUUCGAUGCUGAGAAAUGAAUCCUAGAAUGUAGUUAGUUAAUUCUUCAGGAACUUGACCCAGCUGGUGAAUUUUGGCUCCCCCCGCCCUUCCAGUAGCUGGUCUGUAUUUUACUCUUUUGCCCAAGAUAGAGUGGUGGGCUAGGUUUCGUCUAGGCAGCCCUGAUGAAAAUAUUUAGAGGAGACUGUUGGAAUGAGCUGUUUUUAAAUGAUGUUGCUUAAAUUACAAGUGGAUAGUUCUGUGGAAAUUAUAAUCCCUUUCUUCUCUAAGAAUUCAAUUGUUUUUUUCUUUCCCACCUCCCAGAGGAGAAACAGUGAUCCAUUCUGUGUUGUUGGUACAUGCUAGCUAUAGAAUGAUUAAUUUUUCUAUGUUGUUGAAUGUUUAGCAAAUUGUAUGUUUAUCAUUGUAUUAUGCUUGACAGUAAACUAUAUUGCUAAAUGAGACUUUAGAGAGAGUUUUUUAAAUUAAUUUUUAUGGUUGACUGAUUUUAUGUCUGGUUUAAAAACUCUUACCCUUUUUGUUUAAACUCUUUGGAAAAUUUUCAUGAAAUAUUUCAUGUGUCUUCCUUUCUUGGUACCGUGGACAUAACUGCUUCUUUGAAAAUUCUGCAGUACGUUGGGUUUGAUAUGAUGUCACUAAACAAUGAUAUGUCAUCACUGUGCAAGGAGACGCAGGUCAGAAUGGAAAUGGGCUGCAGAUCGGGCAGCUAUUGUCAGCCGCUGGAACUGGCUUCAGGCUCAUGUUUCUGACUUGGAAUAUCGAAUUCGUCAGCAAACAGACAUUUACAAACAGAUACGUGCUAAUAAGGGGUUGAUAGUUCUUGGGGAGGUACCUCCCCCAGAGCAUACAACAGACUUAUUUCUUCCACUUAGUUCUGAGGUGAAGACAGAUCAUGGGACUGAUAAAUUGAUUGAGUCUGUUUCUCAGCCAUUGGAAAACCAUGGUGCCCCUAUUAUUGGUCAUAUUUCAGAGUCACUGUCUACCAAAUCAUGUGGAGCACUCAGACCUGUCAAUGGAGUUAUUAACACUCUUCAGCCUGUCUUGGCAGACCACAUUCCAGGUGACAGCUCUGAUGCUGAGGAACAAUUACAUAAGAAGCAACGACUGAAUCUCGUCUCUUCGUCAUCUGAUGGCACCUGUGUGGCAGCCCGGACACGUCCUGUACUGAGCUGUAAGAAACGGAGGCUUGUUCGACCCAACAGCAUCGUUCCUCUUUCCAAGAAGGUUCACCGGAACAGCACAAUCCGCCCUGGCUGUGAUGUGAAUCCCUCCUGUGCACUGUGUGGUUCAGGCAGCAUCAACACCAUGCCUCCCGAAAUUCACUAUGAAGCCCCUCUGUUGGAACGUCUUUCCCAGUUGGACUCUUGUGUUCACCCUGUUCUAGCAUUUCCAGAUGAUGUUCCCACAAGCCUGCAUUUCCAGAGCAUGCUGAAAUCUCAGUGGCAGAACAAGCCUUUUGACAAAAUCAAACCUCCCAAAAAGUUAUCGCUUAAGCACAGAGCACCCAUGCCGGGCAGUCUGCCAGAUCCAGCUCGUAAGGACAGGCACAAAUUGGUCAGCUCCUUCCUAACAACAGCCAAGCUGUCCCAUCACCAAACCCGGCCUGACAGGACCCACAGGCAGCACUUAGACGAUGUGGGGGCCGUGCCCAUGGUGGAGCGAGUGACAGCGCCAAAAGCAGAGCGCUUGCUCAACCCACCGCCACCCGUGCAUGACCCAAACCACAGCAAAAUGAGAUUGCGAGACCAUUCAUCUGAGAGAAGUGAAGUGUUGAAGCAUCACACAGACAUGAGCAGUUCGAGCUACUUGGCAGCCACCCACCAUCCUCCACACAGUCCCUUGGUGCGACAGCUCUCCACCUCCUCAGACUCCCCUGCACCCGCCAGCUCUAGCUCACAGGUUACAGCCAGCACAUCGCAGCAGCCAGUAAGGAGGAGAAGGGGAGAGAGCUCAUUCGAUAUUAACAACAUUGUCAUCCCAAUGUCUGUUGCUGCAACAACUCGCGUAGAGAAACUGCAAUACAAGGAAAUCCUUACUCCCAGCUGGCGGGAGGUUGAUCUUCAGUCUCUGAAGGGGAGUCCUGAUGAGGAGAAUGAGGAGAUUGAGGACCUAUCCGACGCAGCCUUCGCCGCCCUGCAUGCCAAAUGUGAGGAGAUGGAGAGGGCACGGUGGCUGUGGACCACGAGUGUGCCACCCCAGCGGCGGGGUAGCAGGUCCUACAGGUCAUCAGACGGCCGGACAACCCCCCAGCUGGGCAGUGCCAACCCCUCCACCCCCCAGCCUGCCUCCCCUGAUGUCAGCAGUAGCCACUCUUUGUCAGAAUACUCCCAUGGUCAGUCCCCUAGGAGCCCCAUUAGCCCGGAACUGCACUCAGCACCCCUCACCCCUGUGGCUCGGGACACUCCGCGACACUUAGCCAGUGAGGAUACCCGUUGUUCCACGCCAGAGCUGGGGCUGGAUGAACAGUCUGUCCAGCCCUGGGAGCGGCGGACCUUCCCCCUGGCGCACAGUCCCCAGGCGGAGUGUGAGGACCAGCUGGAUGCACAGGAGCGAGCAGCCCGCUGCACUCGACGCACCUCAGGCAGCAAGACUGGCCGGGAGACAGAGGCAGCGCCCACCUCGCCUCCCACUGUCCCCCUCAAGAGUCGGCAUCUGGUGGCAGCAGCCACAGCUCAGCGCCCGACUCACAGAUGAGCGGGAGACAGGCAUCUAAACAGACUCACUAACUAUUGGCAUUAAAGCUUCAGAAAUCUCUGCGUUUGAUAUUCAAACAUCAUAUGCCGGAAAUUUUCACAGUUUUUAGUGAACUUAAGGAAUUUAGAUCCUACUUUGGUAUUUUUUUUUUUCUUGUUUUAAUUUUUGUUUUGUUUUUGUUUCCAUGUUUUCUUGUCACACACCUGAGCACUUCCUCCUGUUGGCAAACAGAAGUUCAGGAUGAGACCCUGCUGGCCUGGUCCUGGCACAUCCUCUGCACUGUUGAAUCACUGGACUUACGGAUCUUAGAUGACCACCCCCUCCCUCACACCUGUGGGCAGGGCAGAACAGCCUGGCGGUCAGAGGGCUACAGUUGAGCCUGGCCUUCUUGAGCUAGGGUGGAAUGGGGCAGGGUGUUCUGGACUCUUACCCCCUCCCCUCCCAUCUGUGGCUUGGCUCUGCUGUGGCCCUCCUGGCUGGGUCCCCUUGGUUUUUCGUGCUGGAACAUCCCCACCAGAGCCUCUCUGCCAUAACUGCCAGCUGCUCUCCCCAAGUGCUCAGCUGGCAGAACACCUUUCCUUUCUCACCCAGAACUUAGAGACCGAUUUUUUGUUUCAUCUGCAUUUGGUCUUCUCUGUUUUGACUCUUUCACUGCAGUAACCUGGCUGUGGCUGCUCAGGUUCCCCUCCCCAUGCCCCUUGGUACCCUUCCCUGUCUGCUCUCCCAUGCCAUGUACACACCCACAACCCGUCCUUCCACUUGGAAUGUUUUUACCACCUAUCCUGAUGUUUGAAGGUAGGGUUAGGACUACUUAACCUCUAUUCCCACUCCCCUGCAAACUGGGGGUUGUGGGAAGUGAGCAGCCAUCUCCCUGUGUGAUUUUUUUUUUUUUCCCCUCUGAUUUACUUUGCCAUGUUUCCUUCACAUCCAGAUCCCUGUCGGUGUUAGUUCCACUCUUGGUCUUUCACGCUCCCCUUGCCUGUGGAACAUUGUCUGGUCCUAGCUGUGGUUCCCAUUGUUCCCCCUUCACCCUUCUCUGUUAACCUUGUGCCUGUCUCCUGUAUGAUCACAUCACCAAAAAGGGGGAGGGGGGAGAAGACUUUUUUUUUUUUUUUUGGCCAUUUUGUAAUCGUAUAAAAAUAGUAGACAACUGCUUAAUGGUUGGGGUUUUUUCACAAUUUUCAACAUUAGUGAUUUUUUUUUUCUGUUUGCAAGUUAAAGGGUUUGUCAUUGUUUCUUUAAAAAAAAAAUACAAUAAUGCACCAUAUCCCUAUGCAUAAAGUGCUUCUUCUAUUUAUAAGGUUGAAAAUUCUGAAUAACCCUUUUAGCAUUGAAAAAAAAAAAACAAAAACAAAAAAUGAAAAAAAAAAACCCUUGUAUUUUGUAAAUAUUUUCUUUUCCUGCUUUGGAGCUGUGUAAUGGCAGCGAAACAUGUAGCUGUCUUUGUUCUAUAGAAAUGCUUUUCUUCAGAGAAGCUGAUCUUUGUUAAUGUCUUGAUUCUGUUCGCAAAGCACAGACUAGUGCUUAAAAAAAAAGAAGGAAAAAUUGAAAAAAAUAAAAAAAAAAAAGUUACAGAAUGCUGUGUGCCAGCCUUUCUUGACGCACGGAGCUGUGUAUGCAUGGUAGCGUUGGCAGUUCCAGAGCUGGCUCUCUGCCGCCAUUCUUUGGGGUACUGGGUACUCUGACUUGCUCUAUACCUUGGAAAAUCUCCAUUCUGUCUUGUGGGAAUGCUGCAGGUUCAUCUGAUGGCCACCAGAGAGAGAAUGGUGGUGGCUUUUCACUGAGGGUAAGGGCUGCCAGGGGAUCUGCAUUGAUCAUCUCCUUUUUCUUUUUGUUGAGUGAAAGCAGUUGAUCUACUUUCUCUCUAGUGAAGCCAGCUGUAUCAUAUUUUCUGUCUGUUCUAAGUUGCUCUUUAAAGGAGAUUUUGCUUCUCACCGUUAAAUUUUUCUGAGGUUUGGUGGGGUCAGUGAGAUACAUAAUUUGCUUAGAGCCUGGAUUGGUUCUUGCCUGCUGCCUGAGAUUAUAGCAUCUUUCUUCUGAGGAGGUUACAUGCUUUUCUUUUCUUUUUUUUUUAUUGUUUGAGAUGGGAUCUUGCUCGAUUGUCCAGACUGGAGUGCAGUGGUGCAAUCUUGGCUCACUGCAGCCUGGAUCUCCUGGGCUCAAGAGAUCCUCCCACCACAGCCUCACCAGUAGCUGGGACUGUAGGCAUGUGCCACCAUACCCAGCUAAUUUUCGUGGUUUUUUUGUGGAGAUAGUGUCUCACUAUGUAGCCUAGGCUGGUAGGUACUUUUCUUUGUCCACGAUGAAUAAGUGGGUGGGGCUGGUUCUCCCUCUGCUCUCUUCUUUGCAUGGCAGUCAAGCUGAAACAGCCAGUGAGGCUGUCUCUUGUGGCUCUGAAAACCAUGCUUUCUGAGAUAGCACUUCUCUUUUGCUGGCCUGUUGCUGCUUUUGUAGCUGCAGUUAAAAUCUGUUUUACUUAAACAUCUGCCUGCAGUGGCAAAUACGUCAGGAAGAGCAAAGAAAAGUAGUAUAUUUUGAAACAAUCUAAGGAUUCAGUAUCAUGACCUUGGCAUAGUUACUAAGGAAUAAUAUGAUGGAUUGCUCUUUUGUUUUUGUUUUCCUUUGUGGCAUUGCUACGAAGACGCUAUCUGGUGUCCCUAUCUUGGUUUAGCAGAAAUACUCCUCAAUCUCUAAUAAGGUAACAAAGGAAAGAAGGCAGCUCUGUAAACCUAGCAGGAAUCUAAGCCAUUCAUUAAGCUGAUUGGCUUAGUGUUCUGCUCCAGCCCCAGGCCUCUGGACUAAAUUUCCAGGGACGAAAGAUCCCAUAUCCUCAUCCCCAACCUUCUCAGGUUUGCAUACACUGGUACCGGUCUUGCAAACUGAGUGCUGCAUCGUGAGGUCAGUCACAAGGCUUUGUGUUGCCCUUUGAAUUGGACUAGGAUGGUUUGCCAGCAUCACAAUGAGAAGCAACUGCAAAUGAGCAAGUCUGAAAACUCUCACCUUCAGGGCCCCAGAGAGCGCUGUUAAUCCUGACGUCCAGCUUUUAUUAAUACUGUCAUUUCCUGUUCUGAGCUAAAUUAUCUAUAAGGGUGGGUGGGAAAGAACUUAAAAAAUAGACAUGUUAUAUCACUUUCUUGUCCUUGGAAUCCAUGAAUGGAGACCUUAUUUAAUCAGAGUAAUAACUUUAUUUCCAAAUUCACUUUUACAGGAACAGUCAGUGUAAAUCAUUUGUUAAAACACACAAUACACUAUAUAGACAUUCACAGACAGAAAGCUAAGCUAAGAUGAUUUCAUGUCCCUCCCCCCACCCUCACAAUUACCGAAUAAAUCAUGGGACUUGCAAGUGCCAGAAAUUGUCCUGCUCAACGUGGCAAACUCAUGGGGCUAAGUCUAUUAGGAGGUGAGACUCUAGGCCAGUGCCCAGGGUAACCCUUUUCAAAGCUGAAGAGAAAUCAGAAGUCUUAUGAAGCCACAGGUCUGUAGAUGGGACACGCUGGUGAUCACCUCUGCCCUUGCCCCGACCUCGUGGCUUUACUUGGAGAACAAAGAUGAGGAGGGUGAAGUGAGUGAUCUCAGCUGCCAGAAGCACAGGCUGUGUGUCUGGAGCCAGUGUGAGAGGUGGCACAGAGGUGCCAGCGGCUUAGAGGGAAGGAUGUCAGGGUCUUAGGGAGGUAUGAUUGUGGGCUUAGGACCCCUGAAAGAGGGCAGCAGGCCAAAGCAACCAGAUGUCCAUAUUCCUGCGCCUGCACCUGGCUGGGGAGGGAAUGGGGAACUAGCCAGCUGCCUGGGAAAGCCUGUCAGUGGAAAAGAGAAACCCCAAGGGCCUCUAACCCCGUGGCUGCUCCCUCCCUCUAGCAAAUGUGGUUGAAAUCAUGAAAAGAGUUACGAGGCACUUUAAGUGCUGCACCCCAAGAUCUCCCUUUGCCCAUGUUAACUAUCUUACACAUUCCUCCCCCCACCCCCCAUAGCACAACAAGCAAUAGCAAACAGGAUACAGUCUCACCAAUGAAGUCAAUUUAAAUGGAACUAUUGAUAAAGUGAGUCAACAGCUUGAAGGAGCCGGCAUACAGUAUAUCCUAUGUAGCCCACCCAAGGACACUGGCUCUGCAGGUGGGAGAAGUGAGGGGAGGGGUGAAGUGCCCAGCCCUGGGGGGAUUGUCCUCAUUUAAGGUCACAAGCCAGCGUGCCUUUGCAAUUUAUCUGCCAGCACUGAUCACCCUAAACCAUGAUCUUAGGCUGGCCUCAAGAUCCUGCCCCACAAGGGGGAGAUCCCAGAGCCUUCCGUAUAAGGCCCAUGGUGCACAAGAGCAGGGCACAAGAACUUCAGGAAGAGGAACCGAGGUGCGUGAAGAAAUGUGGCCGAAACUGUUGGCAGUAAUGAGGGGGGCAUAUCUCUAACCACCACCAAAUCUCUACCCCACAUUUCCUUCUCCUUCUCAGCUCUCUUCAACUUAGGAGAAUUGCUGGGACUCAGCGAACAGCAGGGAGGCUCUUGGUGGAGAGUUCUGGGCCCAGAGACUUCCUUGCAGGGAAAGCUCUAGCUGCACACGAAGCUGCCAGCCCUAGGGGAGGCCCUGGAUUUCUACUGCCAAGUCCCUCAGGGUUGCCUUUAACUGUACCCAAACCAGAAGUGGCAGAAUUGGGUCUGAGGCUGCUGAGUUUCUUUAGGCAGCAAUGUUUUGCAAAGGCGGCUUCCCUUUUCUCAUGGCAGCAGAUGGAGUUUGUGCAAGGUCAGCGGGCCGAGGUGCUCUGGUCAAGGCUUUGGGAACAGUGUCUCCUGACUUGUCAUCCUUCCUCAGGCAGGCAGCUCGGGCCUCUAGAGCAGAUCCAGGACAGGUAAUUCACCCCAAUCCCUGCUGUGGUCGCAGGGCCCUUGGUGGGAGGCUGGGCUGCCCCUCCACAGGGCGAGCUUGGAGAGGAACCCAGUCUGAGGGGUGGGCUGAGGCUCACGGAGCUUCUGGGAGCUGCAGAUCCCCCCAGCUGGCACUGGCUUCCUUUUUCUUGUGAUGCAGGAGUUGUAAGCCUCCGUUGGGACUGCUGUGAGACUUCGGGCUAUGACCAGAGAGAACCAUCCUCGUGCCGCAAGCCAGACCAGCCACAAGACCUACUCUGUGCCCUGACACAGGGAGCCCCAAGGGGAAGUAGGGAAGGGGACAUCAUCGCUUCAGUCCUAAUCCUGUGCUUCAGGCCUUCUUCACAGCUGAAUGGCCUCCUUAACUGCUAGAAUCUGGUCGCUGUUGGGUCCCAGAUGCUGAGGAAAGCCUUUCAAAACUUGGGAGGCCCCAGCAGGGUGGCGCCACACAGGCCACAUGAGUCCCAGCGUGGGGGUGAGAGACACCUCGUGAGGGUGGGUUAGAAACCUCUUUACAAGCAUUUCAAGAUACAUGCGUCCUUUUUUUUUUUUUUUUUUUUUUUUUU
Pongo pygmaeus (Bornean orangutan) is the source of this 10110-nucleotide messenger RNA. RefSeq names its product KAT8 regulatory NSL complex subunit 1 (gene KANSL1). The transcript has 14 exons. Gene Ontology annotation, molecular function: histone acetyltransferase binding. Lineage: Eukaryota; Metazoa; Chordata; Mammalia; Primates; Hominidae. The record is from RefSeq and is a predicted model, not a curated record. Gene Ontology annotation, cellular component: NSL complex. The coding region runs from base 2641 to 4692 and encodes 683 amino acids.